This is a messenger RNA of Lycium ferocissimum, 1719 nucleotides long. RefSeq lists its product as uncharacterized. The transcript is spliced from 7 exons. NCBI's taxonomy places the organism in Eukaryota, Viridiplantae, Streptophyta, Magnoliopsida, Solanales, Solanaceae. Bases 202 to 1569 code for a protein of 455 amino acids. The record is from RefSeq and is a predicted model, not a curated record.
AUUUAAAAAGUUUUAAAUGAACACUGCUUCAUCCAAACUGUUUGUUGCACAUUUAAUUAGAGUUCGUCCACCUGUAUAAUAGGCUUCUGUCUUGACACUUGAUGUUAAUUUUGACUUCAAUUUUCUCUAUUAAAGUCUCUGCUUUUUAAUUGGUUGUUGCUAAAAUUAUGUGUUACUAACUUUCUGCCUAUAUUUGCAGCAAUGGCUAGGCCAAGAAGGUUCAAGGCUACACCACUUGAUACAGAGAUCACUUCUGCAAAUUCUCAUGAGGUUAGGUGUAAACGCUUUAAGGUUGCACCACCUGAAGCUGGUUCUGCAUCACAAACUUGUACUGGAGCUCGUUCUGGUGCUUCGUCGUCUAAUGGUAGUGAUCAUGUUAGCAUGCCACCGACACAUGGGCCUGAGUAUGCUUCAUCUGAAUCUGAUUCAUCAGAUGAUGAUGAUGUCCCUCCUACUUCUAGUGAGACUACUGCAAGUAAGAAGAAGAGCUAUUGGAUUGUCAGUCUUAUUGAUGAGGGUGGUACCAUUACAGAAGGAAGACUGAAGGUGCGAGAUAUUUGGUCACUUCCUACGGGUAAAAGGAUUAUCAUCCCGUGCAAUGAGCUUGGCCAACCAAUAGAUGAUGCAGGUGGUCUCUUGGGUGGCUUCAUGGGAGAUUUAGGGUCUGACUUUUCUAAAUUUCCUAUGUGUUACAAGUCAUGGCGUAAGGUUCCAGCUAACUACAAGAAUAGCGUAUAUGACGACAUUAUACAGAAGAAGAUUCUUGUGGAGGAUAGUCGAUUAAGAGACUACAUGAUGAAGAGUAUUGGAAAGACAUGGAAAGAUACUAGGUGUUCUCUCUAUCAUAGCUUUUAUAAAGAGUCACGGACUUUUGAGGAAAAUGUUGCAAGACGUCCCAGUGGAAUUGAUCUUGACCAGUGGACAUGGUUUCUUCAAUACCGCAAGGAUAAGAAAACACAGGUAACAUAUUAUUUGAAGAUGUGCAAGCAGAAUGCUGAAAAUCGACGGAAGCAAACUUACACACACACUAAUGGUUCAAAAAGCUUACCUAGGAGAAAAGCUGAAGAGGAGCGUAAACGUGGGAGACCAAUGAGUAGAGGAGAGUUGUGGCCCUUGACUCACAAACGGAAAGACUCGACAUAUAUGAAUGAAGCAGCCAAGCUUAUUGGUGAGCAAAUAGAGAGGAUUGAAAGUCAGGAUGGCGUGUCAAAGAAAAUUUCAGAAUUUGAUUCACUUGCACAAGUAUUAGGAAAGGAGCACGCUGGUCGGGUUCGAGGAGUGGGUUAUGGGCCGACACCUACUCAAGUGUUUGGCCAAACAGCCUAUCAAUUUAAGGGUGUAUCUUCAACACAAGCUAAUCGAGAUCAUGAAAUGGAGGAGAUGAAGUUGAAGAUGCAGGAGCUUCAAUCCGUGGUGGAAAGUGAGAGAUCUAGAAGGCGUGCUCUUGAGAACUUUCUAACAAGAUAUAUAGUCCAACAAGGAAUGGAAUUGCCGGCCGAGUUGGCUGAUAUGGGUAGUGCUGCGACGGCAUCAAACAGGCCAAGACCAUCUUCCUCAUCCAAAUGUUGAAACCCACAGCGAUGCUAAUCAUGUUGUUCAAUCUGGAUUUUGCAUAUGGAUUUCAGUUCUAAUUUUGUUAGCAAUGAACUUGUUUUUCCGGAACUGUGGAUUUUGCAUCAGUUUAUCAGAUUUUAGUUCUUAUAUUUGGACAAAUAGAAA